UAUUUGAAAUGUAAAUUAUUUCCGUGUUUCUCAAUGGUUUAACUCAUAUUCUCUAGAAAAUGUGAGAUCUUUUGUGAAGACAUUAAAGUGGCCAUGGGCAAGUUAAGCCAGUGGAUCAUUUUUCUUGGAUAAUUUACCAAAACCAGCCUGUAGGGUGUGCUGUUUCUGAGGGACAGAACAUAAUUUUACACAUCAUCUCAAAGUCAUAUAAUCUAUGGAUUCUAGUUCAGUUUUAGGCUGAUGAUUUUUUGAGCAAUGUUGCUUGGGCACUUUCAUAUUGACAAUGAUCAUAAAUGGACAGUAUGCAUGUACACCACAUCUAGCACACACACAUACACUGCACGCAUAAUUAACAUGGUCUGUUAGCCGGCACUGACAUCAUGUAUACACGGACCUGUAUAAUGCCUGUGAUUGUUCAAAUGUAUUGUGUAUUAUGCGUUUUAAGAGAUGUGAGGUACGAUGUGUAUUUUCUUCAUUCAUUUUCAUUAUAAAAAAACCCCACAAUAUAAAAAAGUCUUUAUUUAAGAUUAAGUCACACAAUAUAAUUAAUAUAACUUACCUCAUUGUAAUAUAACAGUGGCCAAACCUGAAUUGUUUUAAACCUAACUAUUUAAACAUGGUGGACACCGUCUGAUUGGGAAAAACCAUGUUGGGUAUGACGUCACUUCGGGGGCGUUUCAAUGGACCUGUAAAACAAGGGUUAUAUUUGUUCAUUCAUACGUUGUAUUUCUAUAUUGUAAUUUUUGGAGUUUGUAUUUUGAAUAGAUGCUGUUUUAAAUGCCUAAUAGGACCAAAAGUGCAUGUGUAAGGAAGUAAACUUCCUGGGGUGUGGCCUAUACUAUAAAAUGGCUGCCAGUGUUGUACAUGUGGCUGAUCACUUGCUGUGGAUUAGGGUCGGGUUGUUUGGUGUUAAGGGAACAAGCAAUAGAAGCUUGUGUUAAAGUACCUUUUGUUGUUGUGUCUAUGAUCCAACAAAGAGACUUGUACAUAUUUUCUUUCUUUCUUUAUUUUUGUUUAGUUGCCCUGUGUAUCAUCAGGCUUAGUGUGGCCAAUAACACUGAAAGUGACAUUAUGUGUAGGUAUGUUUGCUGUUGUUUUUUAAGAAUGCAAAUGAGAGAACAGCUUAUCCACAGCAGCAAGUUAUUUCUGCUGCAUCCAAUUAACCUUCCACUAAUCCAGUGGCUCGUGGAGCCAGCAGUAGAUCACGGUCAAAUACAGGCUAUCAAAGUGUGGAAAGUCACUGUAGAUGUGCAUUGGCUUUCUUCUCUUCAUUCCAUCAAGAACUGGUGUUUAGGAUUACCGGUUAUUAUGUGACAAUCUCAUUCUUGAUCCGACGUGGUUUUUGGUUUUGUGUUCCACCUGUUGGAUAGUUAAAUGGUGCUAAUGACUGAGAAUGGUACUGCAGGAGGUGUACUUCUGGUCAAAGAUCAUCAACACCACACCGGCCAAAACCGAGCGAGAGGCUGGAACAAUGAAGAGUCCUCAAUACAAAGCUCCUCUUUUAUGGUACCAACAGAGGACUGUUAUUAUGCAGAUGAUGAAGACCACCAUCGUUAUGAUGAUGAUGAUGACGAUGACAUCUACCAAGAAUUCGAGGAGUUGGAUUUCUCAGAACUACCAGAUACCAAGAGCAUUGUGUCAGACGAUUCCUUCUACCCACCUGAUGAUUCGCUCAACUUUGAAAAAUGUCAGAAUCCUGAGAGCCCCGAGCCAAUCAGCUUCUUCAAAGCAUGCUGCACUAACAACGCCAUCAUUGUCAAAAUCAUGAUAAGACAAGGUGUGACGGAGGAGGAAGUACGAGAGGUGGACAGAAAUAACAGAACGGGUCUGAUAGUGGCGUGUUACCAGGGCUACGUGGAUGUGGUCAUUGCACUUUCUCAGUGUCCAUAUGUGGAUGUGAACUGGCAAGAUAAAGAAGGGAAUACGGCUCUCAUGACUGCUGCACAAGCAGGCCACAGUAUGAUUACCAACUACCUGCUGAACUAUUUUCCCGGGCUUGACACUGACUGCAGGAACUGCCAUGGCUUCACAGCGAUGAUGAAAGCAGCUAUGCAGGGUCGAGCUGAAUGCGUACGGUCUCUCAUGAUGACAGGAGCAGACAUUGAAGCAAGAGACUUAGGCCGUAAGCUGACUCCACUUGAAUGGGCCUUGUUCACGGGCCGCUACGAGACCGCCGACCUGAUGGCCCGACUGAUGGAACAGCCAUGUGCCGAACAGUUCUGUGACUCUUACCACAUGGAGUGGCCUAUGCUAAGCAAACUGGUGGCUUGUUCAAAACAGCCCAAGUCCUGCUGGAGAAAGUUCUCAGAGUGCGUCUGUAACUUGUUUACCAUCAGCUUGAAGACCAACCCUUUGGAUGAAGGCGUCAUGGACUACAUGGUACGCAUGACCACAGCGCUGGCCAGCCCUUUCAUAGCCACCGCCUGCCACACCGUGUGCCCGGGCAGCCCUCCGUGUGUAGGAAAACGUCGCCCUGCUGUCCAGGACAUCCUCCGUAGACAGCGUCUGGCUGAGCUGAAGAACCUUGGACCCGAGCGCCUCAACAACUACAAGCGCCUAUUCCAAAACUCCAGGGUCCUGCUGGUGCCGAAGAAGCAGGAGCGGCGCGCCAGUCUGCAGCCGCAGUUACUGCACAGUGUCGCGAUUGCUUCCACGGCUCUGAGGAGAAGCAGCCUGCUGCCGCUUCACAUGAUGCGCAGGAGCAGCGUCCGUCCUGGGAUCGUGGUUCCUAAAGUCCUGCUGUUGAAAGCACCUCCUCCUUCAUACAUCCCUGAGCGUCCGCCGCGCAGAACUUCAAAAGAUUCACCACACAUACAAAUCCCUAAAUGGAAGUACAAAGCUCUAAAGGAGGAGAGGAAGAAAGCUGAACGCUUGGAAAGAUUGAGAAUGCCUACUGGGAGCAAAAAGUGAUGUGGCUUUUGAUGCCUUAGUGUUUUUAAGGAAGUUUUCCACUGUGAAGGCUUGUGGUCAGUGUGAGGUUCAAUACGUUCAAUACUCUUUUAGACUGCUAUGGACGGUGGCUAUUAUUUAUUUAUUUUAAGUUGUAAUGAUUAUAAUUUAUAUAAAUAUUAUUAAUAUAUUACUCUCAAAGACUGCAUUUUUAACAGGGAGUCUUAUAUUAAAAAACAUUAAACAUAACAAUGAAGGACUUUCUUAAAUAUGAAAUACUACAUUUAGCCUUGACAUAUUCUCUUAUCUUAUUAAUACUAAGGUUGUUGAUUCAGUAUACCUAUUAUUGAGUCUGUGUUACAAAAUGUUGCUCGUUUUGUUGACAUCCUAAGAUAUUCACACUGAUCACAGGAUAUUUCCUGUAAGUGUGACUUCAGAAUUAUUACCUGUCACAUCAUAGGUAACUAUGAUUUGCGGUAACCUAUUUGCGCUUCAAACCAGAUAUGAAUGAAAAGUAAAUAUAUUACAAAUAUUA
Messenger RNA from Carassius gibelio (silver crucian carp), 3424 nucleotides. Its product is annotated as ankyrin repeat domain-containing protein 33B-like. The record is from RefSeq and is a predicted model, not a curated record. Gene Ontology annotation, molecular function: protein binding. The transcript has 5 exons. NCBI's taxonomy places the organism in Eukaryota, Metazoa, Chordata, Actinopteri, Cypriniformes, Cyprinidae. The coding region runs from base 1375 to 2910 and encodes 511 amino acids.